Molecule: messenger RNA, 2125 nt
Organism: Paramacrobiotus metropolitanus
Lineage: Eukaryota; Metazoa; Tardigrada; Eutardigrada; Parachela; Macrobiotidae
Product: U3 small nucleolar RNA-associated protein 15 homolog
Exons: 11
Coding region: 293-1882 (529 amino acids)
Biological process (GO): rRNA processing; positive regulation of transcription by RNA polymerase I
Cellular component (GO): nucleolus
Molecular function (GO): protein binding
Source: RefSeq, a predicted model, not a curated record
UUAGCGCGGCUUUACCAUUUUUUCGCAAAGUUUAUUCUUGAACAACCUAACGGUGUUCUUCUUCAUAGUUCUAGGUGUAUAGAUUUUAUGUUUAUUUUGACGGUCUGUGCAGAUUGUGAAAUUCCAGAAGGGUUGUUUAAUGACUGCACUUUUGUUCUUGCGACUUAUCAUUUCCCGAUGCUCUCCAGUGGAGUUCUUGCCGAAUCUUGUGGAAUACUUAUCAUUUUUUAGCCUGCAGCGAAGUAUCUGAAGAUUUCCGCUUAGGAUUCAUUCCUCGUUGCAACUUGCAAGAAUGGCUAGCUUCAGACCGAUUGAACGCAAACGACUGCCGCGUUUGAAGGGAGAACUCACAGCGGAGAACAAGUACUGGACGGACUUCAGCUUUCCCGUAACGAUCAAGGAAUACGGACCUAUUCAGAAUGUUAGUUUCUCCAAGAAGAAGCCUCAUCUGUGCGCCGUGACGAGUUCAGCGAAAGUCCAGAUUAUUGAUCCAGUAUCUCUGGAAUCAUCCAAGACAUUUUCCCGUUUUAAGGAGGCUGCGCGUGGUGCAGAAUUCCGUUCGGAUGGAAAACUCUUGUCUGUCGGUGGAGAGGAGGGAAUUGUGCGCGUUUUUGAUGUGGGCACGAAAUCUCUUCUGCGCGAGUUCAAAAAUCAUCGAAACCCCGUCCAUUGCACGCAGUUUACCUGCGAUAAUACUCAUCUCGUGUCAUUCGGCGACGAUCGUAGCGCACGAUAUUUCGAUAUCCCUGCCCAGAUGCAAGUGCGCUCCUUCAAAGACCAUGGCGAUUAUGUGAGAGCGGGCGAUACGAGCGCUAGCAGUCCAGAUAUGAUGGUCUCAGGUUGUUAUGAUCACAAAGCGCGGCUUUUCGAUCUGCGAGAGAAAUCGCCGGUGGUGGAAGUCAACCACGGAGCGCCCGUAGAAACCGUGCUUAUGUUUCCCAACGGAAAUGUUUUUCUAACCGCCGGUGGAACGACGAUAAAAGUUUGGGAUGUGGUAUCGCCGGCGUCUCCGUUAGCCAGUCUAAGCUAUCAUCAUAAGACCAUCACCGAUCUGUGUUUUGCCAGUAAUUACAGCCGAUUUCUCUCUUCCUCCAUUGACCGGCAUGUAAAAGUGUACGAUGUGGCAACGUACCAAAUGGUGCAUUCCUUCGAUUUCCCAGCGCAAGUGUUGAGUGUUGGCGUUUCGAUGGACGAUGAAUUGAUGUGUGUGGGCAUGGCGGAUGGCGUGAUUUCCAUGCAUAAACGGAAACCGCCAGUGGAUGAGGAAGCGCAGGAGAUGCGACGACUGGAAAAGCGGCCUUUUGGACGGUAUUUGAUGAGGGAGAAAACGUAUCAGCCCGACGAGGAUGCCAUUGUGGUACGAGAGCAGUCGCGGCCGCACUUGGCGCGCCAUGACAAAUACCUGAAAACAUUCCAGUUUUCCAAAGCUUUGAGCCGCGUUAUGAAACAAUUUAUUUGGGGACCGAUGCCGGAUGUCACUGUUUCGGUUAUUCAAGAAAUAGACAGACGAGGCGGAUUACCUGCUGCCGUCGGCGGUCGGACUGAUCUGGAACUGGUUGAUAUUCUGUGGUUUGUGUGCACUUAUAUCACCGAUCCUCGAUUUUCCCAGGUGGUGUUGGGAUUGGCGGAUUUAUUAUGGAAAGUCUACCCGUGCAUGUAUGGACGACUCAACCGCCUGGAUGAACUCAUCAGUAAAUUCCAAGAUGUUCUGCAGCGCGAAGUGGACAGUCAAGUCCAGUUAAAGUUGAUUAUGGGAAGAAUGGACGUUUUAAUUAAUGCGUCUAAUUUUAAUAAUUUCGCUAUGGAUUUUCAGAGUGAUAGUGAUUUGGAUGAUAAUGCUGAUGUGCCGACAAAUGUACCUAGCGCAAACGUUGUGAAAUAAAUGUUUGCUUUUGUUUAUAAGCGCAAGCUUGUUACAAAAUUAGGGGUGCGAAGUAGAAAAAAAUGUCGUUAGUGGUUCAUACUCGGAAAGUUAGCCCUUCCGGCUUACACUAAUGCUGUUUUUUACUCGCUGCCAGGUGUUUGAUCUCUCCUGCUCUGCCAAUUAUUUCUUAUGCCGCUGGUUUUUUAAAAUUACUAUUUUAACGUUCUCAAUCAUCAGAUGAUUUUUUACUGCUUGCACAAU